Molecule: messenger RNA, 420 nt
Organism: Spinacia oleracea (spinach)
Lineage: Eukaryota; Viridiplantae; Streptophyta; Magnoliopsida; Caryophyllales; Amaranthaceae
Exons: 1
Coding region: 1-420 (139 amino acids)
Source: RefSeq, a predicted model, not a curated record
AUGGGAUCACCGACUCAUACAAGGGUGGCAGAGGUAGCAGGAGGAAUAACAGCAGAUUGCGCAACAGUAUGGUGUUGUUUUCCAUACACGGCUGCAAACCUAUUGACUCUUAUCAUAUAUAAGGUACCAAGAAGGCUUUGUCGGAAGGCAUUUAAGAGAUAUCGAAAGAAAGAAUUGAUUAAAAAAGGGUUGUUGCCCCUUUAUUCAAAUACUCCAACAUUAACCACAUUAAAUCGACAAAAUGAAAUAAAUUUGGAUCCACUUAAUUGUGAAAGAACAAUUGAGAUUAUUCAUAAUGGUGAGAAGGUUACUUUUGUAAUUGGUGGGAGUAAGGUGGAUGACGAUUUAAAAGAACUAGAGAAGAAGAUGAUUACGAAGUUUAGAGGCUUUUGGAGAAGCCAUUCACAACAAGAAACGUGA